AUAUUGUCUCGGGUGUGGUUUUUUUUUUUUCUUUUUCGGCAGGUUUACAAUCCCCAGCCUUGGCCUGGAUUUCAUGUGCUGAAUGAAGACACAAGGCUUGGUCUUUUUACCUUCUGACGUGCUGAUGUGGUUGGUUGGGGGGGGGGGGAGCGAAAUCCUUACUGCGCUUCAGUAGGUGGUGUGACAAGAUUAAGAGCCAAAAACAAAAUCCUCCGACUUGUUUGGAACACAGUCUAACCCUAAGGGACUGGGUGUCUCGGCGGUUCCAGCAGCCAACGCGGGGCAGACCUUAAGGACGGUGACGAGAGACAGUGUUCCGGUGGGGUGGGGGGGGGGUUCCGCAGCGGAGAAGGUUCCGUGGAGACAUCUGGGUGUUUCAUUUGGACAGCCGGAUAAAUACUUGUGUGCGCGCAGCUGUCAGUGGGCCGCGACGGGAGAUGUCUAAGGAAGACACAUGAGAACAUGGCCAGCACGGAGGAUGAUCUAAUUGGUAUUCCGUUCCCCAAUCACAGCAGUGAGGUUCUGUGUGGACUCAACGCCCAGAGACAAGAUGGCCUCCUCUGUGAUGUCAUCCUUAUCGUCCAGGAACAGGAGUACAGGACGCACCGGUCAGUCUUAGCCGCCUGCAGCCAGUAUUUUAAGAAGCUCUUUACCGCGGGCUCGUUAUUAGAUCAGCCCUACAUAUAUGAGAUUGACUUUGUAGAGCCCGACGCGUUUUCAGCCAUAUUGGAAUUUGCCUACACAUCCACUCUGACCAUCACCGCGUCCAACGUUAAACACAUCUUGGACGCGGCCGAGAUGCUGGAGAUUCAGUGCAUCAUCAACGUAUGUUUGGAGAUUUUAGAGACGCCCAGAGACGGGGAAGAGGACAACGAAAAGGAAGAAGAUGAGGAUGAUGACGAUGACGACGAUGAAGAAGAAACAAAAGACUUCAUGAAUGAGGAGAACCAGACUGAUAUCCAGGAAUCCAGCUGUCACCAAAGCCCCCCGACCUCAGAGCAGCUGGAGGGGCACUAUGAAUCGCAGAAGGACCUCCCAACGCAUUUCUCAUCCAUGACCAACUCUACCGGCCAGAGCGCUAUAAAGGAUUUCUCCAUUGAAUCGUUACUAAGUGAAAACCUGUACCCCAAAAGUAACAUGGCGGAGAGAAGGCCAACUAUUUCUCAUUUUCUACCGGGCUUCUUCCCCCACCUUUGGAACGGCGACUUAGGGGCCUUUGCCCAACUCCAAGAGCAACCGGAAGACAACGGGCCCUUGGAUCUUGUGAUCAAAAACAGAAAGAUUAAGGAGGAGAAGCAGGACGAGCUCCCUGCACCCCCUUUCCCCAAUGAUUUUUUCAAGGAGGUGUUUGCGGCCCAUCCGGGCAGCCACUUUGGGCAGAUUAAGGCAGAAAUGGACUACAGCGCUUAUCUCAGCUUCCUCAGCGCGGCGCAUCUGGGAAUGUUUCCCCCGUGGCCUUUGGAGGAAGAGAGAAAACUAAAGCCAAAGGCGUCGCAGCAAUGUCCCAUCUGCCACAAAGUCAUCAUGGGGGCGGGGAAACUGCCCCGGCACAUGAGAACCCACACGGGAGAGAAGCCAUACAUGUGCAACAUCUGCGAGGUCCGCUUCACUAGGCAGGACAAGCUGAAGAUCCACAUGCGGAAACACACGGGGGAGCGGCCGUACCUGUGCAUUCACUGCAACGCCAAGUUUGUCCACAACUACGACCUCAAAAACCACAUGCGCAUCCACACGGGCGUGCGUCCGUACCAGUGCGAGUUCUGCUACAAGAGCUUCACGCGCUCCGACCACCUUCACCGCCACAUCAAGAGACAGAGCUGUCGCAUGUCCAGGCCCCGGAGAGGGAGGAAGCCGGCGGCAUGGAGAACGGCGAGUCUCAUGUUUGCCCGCAACAACCGCCAGGAGGAUAAGAAUUUCAUGGUGAUGCCCCCCGGUCUGGACGGGACCAUGUGCGUCCCGGGGCCCAGCCAAAAGCGCUUUAUGGGGGAGGCCAGGGGCAUGAUCAACCUGCACGACUUGGAGAGCCAGUUUGAAGACUCCCAAAUGAAACUGUUAGAAAAGGCCCGUUUGGAGUCGGAACGGAACGGCGGACUCUUUGCGUAUCCGUUACCCCGCGGCGAGACCCUCUCUCCGAGCCAGUUCCUGGUUGGUGGGAACCCUUGGGACCUGUCGUACAACCGCGCGUCGGAAACAGUCAACAGCUACAGUAAAGCUUUGUAACAAGGGCCAAGCGCCAAUGUACUGUGUAGCCUACGGAAUGUUUUAUAGCUAUCUAGAUAUUUCUGCAACACAAAUCCUCUCCAAAGAGUGAGUGCACACUCACAUGUCAGUAUAAUACUGAUAUACGUACCUAUGGCACUCAGACCCAUAUAUGCAUGUACAGUUUUCUCCCCACCCCCCUUUCAUUAAGACGUGGGGCUGCAGGCACGAAUAGGUUAAUUUAUUAUACAGUAUGUCACUAUCUGAAGCCCCUCUAUAAACAGAGAGAGGAAAACUGAACCUUUACCAAUUUGCUGGUCCUCAUUGGUUUACAUGUAAUUCAUCUGAAUCCUCCAAGGGAAAUGUAAUGCUCACUCGCAUUAGUACGCACAGGAUUAAAGGGGAAGUUAACCUUAGGAUGGACUUGUAAUAUAAGCUGUAAAAGCGGUGUAUUAUGUUUUCUUCUCUGAUUUAUUUCUGACCAAUGCCAGGUAAGGAAAAGGCGCAGCAAUGCUGUCUGUCUGUACCGGGUCGGUAAGCCCAAUGACCAGAUAUUUAUUGAUGAUCAUUUUAUUUGUUAUUUUUGUAUUUAGGUCCCAUCUAUCGUCUAUCACUCACACUACUGCCUGGUUGGUAGGGAAGGUGGAACCUUAGCAACCAGACAGAAGUGGAAAUGUCAAACUAAAAAGCUGCAAACCAAAAAACAGAAAAACCCCAAAACACAGCAAAAACCCACCUGUUGCUCAAUGGCUGGGAACAGAACUACCUACAUCAUACUCAAUACGUGCUAAGGGGAAUAUCGCAAGUUUGGCCCACAGUUAACAGAUAAUGCAAAGAGGGUUCAAAUUCAAUUAAAAAAGGGGUUAAUUUAUAAACACAAGGGCCAGGAGCAAAAAUACACGCAAUACUGAGCAUUCAUUGAUGAUAUUCACAAAGGUGUUUGGGUCUAUAUGUGCUACUUUGCAGGAACGGUCCAACAGAACCAGAGGGCAGUGGUCCCAGAUGUUGGUGGGAAUGCAGUGAUUUGCAGUUCUACAUGACUUGGAGGACAAUGGGGGGCUAAUCCAUGAGCUUAGAUGGCCACAGCCAAGCUGGAAGAGUAAUAGUUUGAGAGCCACCGCCAUCCCAUGUUACUGAGAAUCACCAAUCACGUCGAUCUUUGCCCGAAUUGGCCAUCCAAUGAUAUGGCUCCUGUGCCAACAAUUAUAAUAGGGGCCUAUGCAGACCUGUUUUGAAUGGACCAACUCAAUUGGGUGAUGUGUUCCUAGUCCAACAGGGUUUUUAUAUAUAUAUAUAUAUAGCCCCUUCCGCAGGCCAAUAACGAAUCAGCCUAGAGGAGCCAAGUCAGCAGCUAAUAUCGGCCUGUGUAUAAGGUUGCCACCUUUCUUAAACAAUAAUACCGUACAGGGAAUAGGGGAGAGUGGGCGGGUCAGCAAUGGGCAGGGUUAUGAUGUAAAAUGGGUGGGGUAAUAGCAUGAAGGGUCAGAAUUGUGACAUAAAAGGGGCGGGGCAAUUAUGUGUUUGGGAAGGCACCAGACAUAUGGGGCUAGAGUCCCUUAAGGUGUCCAUACACGUGAAGAUCCGCUCGCUUGGCGAGGUCACCAAGCGAGCGGAUCUUCUCCUGAUAU
Molecule: messenger RNA, 3827 nt
Organism: Xenopus tropicalis (tropical clawed frog)
Lineage: Eukaryota; Metazoa; Chordata; Amphibia; Anura; Pipidae
Gene: zbtb7c
Product: zinc finger and BTB domain containing 7C
Exons: 3
Coding region: 463-2220 (585 amino acids)
Source: RefSeq, a predicted model, not a curated record